Molecule: messenger RNA, 1865 nt
Organism: Trichomycterus rosablanca
Lineage: Eukaryota; Metazoa; Chordata; Actinopteri; Siluriformes; Trichomycteridae
Gene: isl1a
Product: ISL LIM homeobox 1a
Exons: 6
Coding region: 31-1080 (349 amino acids)
Biological process (GO): axonogenesis; positive regulation of transcription by RNA polymerase II; neuron fate specification
Cellular component (GO): nucleus
Molecular function (GO): DNA-binding transcription factor activity, RNA polymerase II-specific; cis-regulatory region sequence-specific DNA binding
Source: RefSeq, a predicted model, not a curated record
GUGGACCUAACACCGCCUUACUUUCUGGACAUGGGAGACAUGGGGGACCCACCGAAAAAAAAGCGGCUCGUUUCGCUGUGCGUGGGCUGUGGGAAUCAGAUCCACGACCAGUACAUCCUGCGCGUGGCUCCAGACCUCGAGUGGCACGCGGCGUGUCUGAAAUGCGCCGAGUGUAACCAGUAUCUGGACGAGUCGUGCACGUGCUUUGUCCGGGAUGGCAAGACCUACUGUAAACGUGACUAUAUUAGACUUUACGGAAUCAAAUGCGCCAAAUGCAACAUCGGCUUCAGCAAGAACGACUUCGUGAUGCGCGCGCGCUCCAAGGUCUAUCACGUGGAGUGUUUCCGGUGCGUGGCGUGCAGCCGGCAGCUGAUCCCGGGUGACGAGUUCGCGCUGAGGGAGGACGGGCUGUUCUGCCGCGCCGAUCACGACGUGGUGGAGCGAGCCAGCAUGGCACCUGGAGAGCCGCUCAGCCCCCUGCACCCGGCCCGACCUCUACAGAUGGCAGCAGAGCCAAUCUCCGCGCGACAACCGGCGCUGCGACCGCACGUGCACAAGCAGCCCGAGAAGACGACGCGCGUGCGCACGGUGCUAAACGAGAAGCAGCUGCACACCCUGCGCACGUGCUACAACGCGAACCCGCGGCCGGACGCGCUCAUGAAGGAGCAGUUGGUGGAGAUGACCAGUCUCAGUCCCCGGGUCAUCCGCGUCUGGUUUCAGAACAAGCGCUGCAAGGAUAAGAAGCGCAGCCUGCUGAUAAAGCACCUACAGCAACAGCAGCCCAACGACAAGACGAACAUCCAAGGCAUGACGGGGACUCCGAUGGUGGCCACCAGUCCUGAGAGACACGACGGCGGGUUGCAGGCAAACCCGGUGGAGGUGCAAACUUAUCAGCCACCAUGGAAAGUCCUGAGCGAUUUUGCACUCCAGAGCGAUAUUGACCAACCAGCCUUUCAGCAACUGGUGAGCUUUUCAGAAGGAGGACCAGGCUCGAAUUCAACAGGGAGUGAAGUGGCAUCAAUGUCCUCGCAACUGCCAGACACACCCAACAGCAUGGUGGCCAGUCCCAUCGAGGCCUAGACGAUUCGGAUUAAAGUUCUGGAAGGAGACAAGUCUGGUUCUCGCCAAGGUUCUCGAGUACCCCGUUUCUGACUGAGGUUACGCUCCAAAAUAAAAGAGACAGACCUGCAGUUUGGCGAGGCAUCUUCAUCCAAACGAGCCCUUGGUCACGUUUAUACACUGUGAUGACAAUCGUGGGAACGAAAGAGUGAACGCUCGAGUGAACGGACAGUCAAGGAGAACAUGAGCUCGGCCGGGGGGGUCACCAACACAGGAACCGGACCUAGAACCGGCCCAAAAUACUGUGCGGUAUUACUGUGGAACCGGUGAGCUACACGUUUGCCAAAACAGCCCGAUACCUGUUUCGAGACUUUUGGGACGUAUGAAUCAAUACAGCUCACCAUGGACGGUCCAACCGAAUCACUGAUUUGGUAUCGGUUCUCCCAAACUGCGAUUCAUUUCUGAGUGAGGACGCGUGCAGACGGAUGUACCCGCUUUUAUUAGACCUACACCCCAUUUUUUUGUUACAUGGUCUUUUCUGAAGCCCAAGUAGGCUACUAAAGCAUUGCAACAAGGUAUACCUCUAUCCGACCACAAGCUGAGUGGGAACUUUACGUGUAUGUGUCAGUCCGAGAUUAUUAUUAUUAUUAUUAUUAUUAUUAUUAUUAUUAUUUUCUUUCCAAAGAUGUGUAUAGUUUUAAGUUAAAGUCAAGCAGAGAUUGUUUUUUUCGUUUAUUCAUGUAUUACAAAAAAUUAUUUAUUAUUUAUUGUCCAACAACAUGCCACUUUUGUGUAUCUUUUAAUUG